AUGACUAUUGACUCAACUACAAGCAGCCUACAACAACAGUUGGCUCCUGCUUGGUGUGUCAGGUACUGCAAGCAGCGAGAUAUUGCCCUAAAAGAAGAUAGAAUCCACAUCCCUAAGAUUAGUUUGAUCAGUAGAGUUACUGGAUUUGCAACGAUAGCAUCAUUCAUACAUGUAUCUGAUCAAACCGUUACAGCAUGGCGGACAAUGUUAUUUCGACACUGGUUAAAAUGA
Arctia plantaginis is the source of this 231-nucleotide messenger RNA. The record is from the annotation of a GenBank genome assembly. Lineage: Eukaryota; Metazoa; Arthropoda; Insecta; Lepidoptera; Erebidae.